Molecule: messenger RNA, 6420 nt
Organism: Brassica rapa (field mustard)
Lineage: Eukaryota; Viridiplantae; Streptophyta; Magnoliopsida; Brassicales; Brassicaceae
Product: QWRF motif-containing protein 4-like
Biological process (GO): spindle assembly
Cellular component (GO): nuclear microtubule; cytoplasm
Molecular function (GO): microtubule binding
Source: RefSeq, a predicted model, not a curated record
UGUGCAAAUGUCACAAAAAAAAAAUUAAGAUUUCCCAACCAAGUAAAUAUUCAAUUUACAGACUUUGAGUUUUAACGUACCAAAAAUAUUCAUACAGAUCAUCAUAGUUGGACCAAUCUGAGUGAGCGGCCUUGCCAGUGGCAUUCUUACUUGCUUUCCAAUUCAUGGAAAAGAGAACUAUGGAGUAUAGAAGGUCAAGAUUAUUAAGAUGUCAUAAACCUAUCAUUUAAACAUUUACCUUUUCAGCAGAAAGGCCUCAUCAUCUCCACCGUAAGAAGGCUUGAUAUUUUCUCCAGUAACGAUGCUGACAUUUCCAGCCAGAAGACCAUGGAGUUCAUAAGCCAUCUGAGAAUAAAAAGCAGGUAAAUAUUGAUGAAUUCUUGUGUUUGACUAAUCAUAUCAGCUAAAAAGGAUUUAAAAACCCAUAUACAGUAUCUUCUCCUGUUGUAUAUCUUCAGCACCUUGAGAAAGCCUUCGCAUAAAUUAAAUGAGUGAAUUUUUAUUAAGAGUAUAAACAUCAUUCAAAAAAGUGUCUCAUUCAAGCCAUUUGUGAAAAUAAAAUGUUGCCUGGUACCUUAAACUAUGUUUACGUCCUAAAAAUUUGCACCAGUUCUUGUAGUUCUUAAAGAACUUUGUCUUGACGGCAUCAACGGCUCUAUCGUCGAGCUGCAUCGAUACAUUAAUUAACACAAAACUCCAUUGCUUAAAAGUGUUAACAGAUAAAUAUGUAUCUUUUUAUUGAUGGAAUAUUGGGACAAUGCUGUGGUGUUUUACUCAUCAGUAGUGUCAGUGGGUCUAGGUGAGUGCAGGGAAGUAUCGAAGGUACCUUAUUCAGAAACUCUGGCCUGGGAGUCAACCUUAUAUGAUUAUCAGCAAGUAAACAAACCAGAUACUCCCUUUGGUUCCUGACAUUGUCUCUCUGUUAAAAUCAAAGAAAUAAUAAGUAGGAAAUAUAGUUCACAGGUUCAACAUAAAUUCAUUAGGUCGUCUUGCGUUGCCAAGGUAACUAAAAUUAUUACAGGUGAAGGAGCAAAAAAGACUAAAGAAUACAAAUCCUACCCUAGCAUCAGCGUUGCCAAGGUAUCUGAAAUUAUUACAUGUGCAAAGGAGAAAAAUUACCUUUUCGUUUUUAGCAGGAGCUUUUGAAGAUUUGCCAUAUACAUUUUAUUUUCUUGAAGAAAGCUAAGUCUUUUAGUUUCAUCUUUCAAUGACUGCAGAAUAGGAAGAAAAAUAUUCAACUUAUACGCUUCCUAGCAAAAAGCUACAUUCAUUAAGAUGUUGUGUAUAUACCUCUUAAUUAUUUCCUUGUCUGGUAAGAUAUUUCUUUUAUUCAGUCUCAAACUCAAAAUCGAUCUCCUGCAUACAAAUAUAAAGAACAGUUCUCAGUUUUUCUGAAACCCACAAACCAAUAGAGUGUUUUGAGAUUCUAAACUAACAAAGGUACUACGUGCUGAUUAGGCUGGUACCCUAUGAAGCGACCUCCAGCUUGAUCCUAGCAGCUCUAAGCCAAUAAAGGUCCCACCUUUUGCAAUGUUUUUGGCCUCCCAGAAAUGGAUUUUGGUCCGAGCGAAACUUUGGAGGCAGGAGACUUACCGGUGGAUUAUGUGGUCGUAAUUGUAGCUUCGUUAGUGAUAGUUUUCGAUUUGGGCUUGAUUCAGGGUUUAGAUGAAGCGGCUUAUAUCGUAGGAGAAUCAACGGGAGAUGGAACAAAACCAUGAAGAAGAGAUUAAAUAGCAACUUUGAUUGAUGAGGAGGGUUUCGCAGUAACGGUGAUUGCUAGAGAACGGAGAUGGUGAAGAAGAAUGAAGAGUCAGAUGGACACAGCUGCGUGACAUGUCAAAAUAUAACCUUUUGAUUGGAUGAAUUUUUAAUCCGACGUGGCACAUCUUAGAAGCCUUCAUAUAUCCCUUUUAAUAUAGUAUAGAUAUUCGUAAAAAUAUAUUCUGUUUUUUUUUGUUUAUAUGAACUACUUGUAAUUUCACUAAACUUUUGGGUUAGUUUUACAUUUAAUUCAAGUUGGGAUAUAUCUUUGUGUUUAAAACCAAGUUUUGGGUCAUAUUUGGCAAUUUACCGAUUAACAAAAGGACGGUUUGUUUUCUCCUCAUACUGAAACAUGAAUCUCUUGUUCUAUUUUUGUCUACUUGCAUUAAGAAACUUAUUUCUACACUUGUUUUUAAAAGUAUUAUCCUGACCAAUGUUUAAAGGAUUUUUUUAGAAUACAAAAGAAUUUGGCAAGUUGGAUUCUGGAUCUUAAAUUCCAUAGUGUUCUCCUGGACAAGUAUUUGCUAAUUCUAGAUUUGAUUUAUAAAAAUCAACAGCAAAGGGGGAACUCAGUUUCACCAUUAUAGGAAAAUUCUAAAAAAUGAUGCUCGAAUCCUAUUGGAUUCAUUUCAGUUAAGACAUUAUGAAACUUGAUAACUGAGUCAUGAUAAUUUGAUCAUCUACUAUAACCACUUCCAAGAUAAUAGUACUGUCUUACAAAAUUGAAGUCAUAUAGUCUUAGAAAGAAAGUGACCGACAUUUUAAAAAUCCCCAGGAGCUUCUAUGUUUUACUAUGAUCCAUUUAGGUCUUUAUAAUUAAUCAACAUUCGAUCAUGUCCAUUUUCGUUAUUUCUUAGUUGAACUAAUAACAUUUUAAGGAAAAAAAAAUUGAACGAAGUAGUAUGUAAAAGGAUAUCGUAUGAACUAAUUUUGGAUGAUAUGAUGAAUGGAACAAAUUAGAUCCAACGGCUUAAUAAAAAAGGAGUGGAAACAUUGGACAAGCAUGGCAUAUGCAAUAACUAAAUGGUGGUCACAGUAUAAUCAUGCUAAGCACAUGAAUGCUCAUUAUUUGGUCUUUGCUUAUAUACUUAACAACACACCAGACGCCAAAAGAACGAAGGGUAAUCUAACUUAGCUCACUUUCGUCAAUUUAAAAUUGAAUUGGUUACAGUCGUAGUUUAUCUUAUAUAAAAAUUUCAUAACAAUCAUUAUAUACAUUGCUUUUUUUUUUAGUAUAUAGCUUCAUUAUUACUCUAAUCCAAAAUCCAUGAAUGUGGUUAGGUAAGCUUGUGGUUUAGUGUUACACUAUUUUGUUCUAAUGUUCUUUUGACUCAAACUUCCAUUUUUACACUUGUAUACAUUCAAUUAUUUUUCUUUCACUAUUUACCCAUGUUUAGAAUACCCAUAUAUUGGUGUGACAACAAUACUCAAUAAGGGUCUACAUAUAACAAAACACUUCUUAUUUAACUUUUAAGUACUGUAUCAGUGAUAGAGUACUAACCAAAAGAACUAGUGAAAUGAACUUUGUGACUUUGGCCCAUAUUGAAAUUAGCAAUGAAAAGGAAAACAAAGAAGAGAAAAUGAAUUAGGUAAAACCUUAAACAAGAGGAGUUCAUUUCUUUCCACUUAAGAAAAGUAACAAGGAAGGAAAGAAAACCUUUUGCAAACAAAAAAUGGUGGAACCUUUUUAAAAAUUAUACAUGAACUCUUUUUUUAUUUUUUUUCUUCAACGAUUAGAAAAUUUAAUCGUAAACACAACUAUGUCUUAUAACAUAUUAGUACUAAUUCCUAUAAACAACUUUCCAGGCUAUUAAGUAUAUCGAUAUAUAAUGAACUUGUGAUAUAGAUUUUGUGAAACAAAACUUGUGAUACAAGAAGCUUGUCUCUUGAGUUCUUUUGAAAAAAAGAAUCUUUUGUUGAAUUCCUUUGAUACAUGAUUAUAUUAUGAAAGUAUUAUAUAUGCUAUAUAUUUUAGGUACGCAAAUAUAUAAGAUUCCACAUAGUUUAGAAUACUUACAUUUUUGUUAAAUCUUAUAUAGUUAAAAAUGUAAAUAGUAAAACUAUCCAUUAUCUCUUUUUUUUUCAUACGACACACCAGACGUUACAGUAAAAGAGUGGAGUUUUUUUUGUUUGCUUAAAUUUGGAAAAAGGAACGAAGUUUAGCUUCAGAAGUUAUAUUGCAAAAAUAAUAAGAAUCACACUAUCAUCAUCAUACGAUGUUUUGUGGGGACAACAAUGAUUUAAAUAAAUCUUCAAAAAAAAAAAAAAAAAAAACAAUGAUUUAAAUAAAAUAAGAAAUAAACAUUUUUCCCUUUGGGUUACCAUAAUAAUAAGCAUAUAGUUGAAAUUUGAAAAGUGGAAAAUUCAAAUUCGUUUUUUCUCCUCUGUUCUCUUGUGAAAGUUUCAAAUUCAAAAACAUUUUCUUAGAGAAAGAAACCUCCCCCCGAAUUGUUUCUCUUCGGUUGCUACUCCGACGAGAUUUCUCCAUUUCCGGUGAGGAUUCUUACACUCUCCAGCCUGGUUUUACUCCAAACUACGUGCGGAUCGUUGCUUUUGAUCUGGCCGACAGUCACAGAAGAAUUUUCUCGGGCUUGAUCACUUAAGCUUGGAUCGUUGCUUUUGAUCUCGGAGGAUCAUUUCUCUCGAUUUCCAGAAUAAAAGGGGAGGCAUUAGCUGCUGAAUCAAAUCAAUGCAAGCUUGUACUUGUUAUAGCUUGAAUGGAAGUUCUAUAUGGUUCUAAGAGAGCAGCAAUGGCCAAGAAGCUACAGCAAUCUGUCACCGAUACUACAAGACCGCCUCUUGUUCCAGCGGAGAAGAACAAUGCAGUCUCUGCCACGCGCCGGUCUAAAACAAUGGAGGUCAGUUCAAGAUACAGAUCACCUACUCCCACUAAAACUCGAAGAUGUCCUUCACCUAAUGUCACUAGGACUGUGUCAUCAACCUCUCAGCCUUUAUCGAAAAGAGCUGUUUCAGCAGAAAGGAAACGCUCUUCAACGCCAACUACUCCCACGAACCCGUCAACACCGGUUAGUGAUGUAUCUAUAGAUUUACCUGUUUCUUCUAAGAAACUAUCUACCGGUCGUGUACCUGAAGGGUUAUGGCCUUCUACUAUGAGGAGUCUCAGCGUUUCAUUUCAGUCUGAUUCAGUCUCAGUUCCUGUUGUUAAGAAGGAGAAACCGUUUGUUACUUCUUCUAUUGACCGCACAUUGAGACCGUCUUCAACGUCUGUCUCAAGGAAACAUACGCCUGAGAGGAAGAGAAGUCCACUAAAGGGUAAGAAUGUGUAUGUAACUCAAUCAGAGAAUGGUCCUCAGAGUAGGUUAAUAGAACAGCAUCGGUGGCCUAGUAGAAUGUCUAUGAACAGAAGCUUGGAUCUUGGUGAUAAAGUGGUUAGGACAACGUCUCUGUCUUUGUCCAACAAAAGCUCAAAACCUUUGCAGAAAGCUUCCACCGACACGGCCAAGUUGUUGUCAUGUUAUGAAAAUAGUGGACUAGUAAUGUCUCCAACAAACUCAGAAGAUGGUAAUAGUUCAUUAGAUAGAGCAGCUUCAGCUAGAGUGCACCCAUUGUCUGCUCCUGGAUCACGCGCUGCUUCUCCAAGCAGAUCCUCAUUUUCAUCAUCAUCAUCCUCCUCCUCCUCUCAUUCUCGAGGGAUGAGUCCUUUGAGAGGCGCGAAUCUCUCUUGUUUGAGAUCGUCUACACCGCCACCAAGAGGUGUAAGUCCUUCCCGGUUAAGACAAACCAACGCGUCUACAAGCAGCCCAACCUCGGUUCUCAGUUUCAUGGCUGAUGUAAAGAAAGGAAAAAAGGCAAGUUACAUAGAAGAUGUUCAUCAACUGCGCUUGCUAUAUAAUAGAUAUUCACAAUGGCGGUUUGCAAAUGCUCGAGCUGAGGGAGUCAGAUACAUUCAAAGGUUAAUCGCAGAGGAGACUCUAUACAAUGUCUGGCAUGCAACAUCAGAACUAAGAGAUCAUGUGACAAGUCAAAGAAUCUACCUCCAACAGUUGAAGCUAGAAAUCAAGAUUGAAGAUAUCUUAAGUAAACAGAUGAGUUGCCUUGAAGAUUGGGACAUACUUGAGAGAGAACACAUUAGUUCUGUAGCUGGUGCCAUAGCAGACUUGGAAGCAAAUACUCUCCGCCUUCCACUAGCCGGAGGAACAAAGGUGGACCUGGGAUCUCUGAAGUUGGCUAUGUCCUCAGCACUUGAUGUUAUGCAGACUAUGGGAUCAUCGAUCUGCUCUUUACACUCACAGAUGGAAGAGAUGAAUAAGCUUGUUUCAGAUCUCGCUGUUAUAGCUACAAAAGAAAAAUAUAUGCUUGGUAAAUGUGAAAAUCUAUUGGCAUCAACUGCAGUCUUGGAGAUAGAAGAGAGUAGCCUCAUGACUCAUUUGCUGCAAAAGAAGCAAGAAGAAGUAAGAGAUGAUGCAGUGCCAUUGCUGCCAUUGACUAAGCAAGUGCUUAUGGACGUAACAAACACACUUCGAGUUUCCACGGCCAACUCUUAAAAACUAAUUGUAAAUUGCAUGUUUUUGACUAGCAUUACUUCUGCCAACACUAGUAUUGAUUAGGUUGCGUUGUAGCAUUGCCUGUUAUAAAGAAAAACAAAGAAUUGUGUAUCGACUAAGGUGGUAAGUUACACAAAAAAAUGAUUCAAGGCAA